This is a messenger RNA of Symbiodinium necroappetens, 1632 nucleotides long. The record is from the annotation of a GenBank genome assembly. Lineage: Eukaryota; Dinophyceae; Suessiales; Symbiodiniaceae.
AUGCGAAGGCCAAGCCAGACCAGCAGUGAGGAUUCCUUUCCAAAUCUGAAGGUGAUGUGCGAGAGGCAAGAUAGUGGUUCCAGCCAGAGUAGCAGCUGCAGCAAAGUUCCUGGGCGAAGCGUGGAACCUGCAGACAGCAUGCUGGAGCUGAUACCAGUUCUGGUAGAACAAGUUGCCCAGAUGGAAGUGGUAAACCCAGAAGUCAUGAGGGUGACGCCGGUGUUUCGCGCGUUGGAGCAGUUUGCGAGAGCAUUGCGUGCUGAAUCUGCCGGGGACUUCUACUUCAAGAGCCGCCAGACUGAGAGGAUAUCGACAUUUUGGAGUCACUCUUGGCACGGAGGGCAUUGGAAGAAGAUCCUCGCAAUUAUCACCUUCUACAACGGCACUGCUGCAGUAGCCUUGGCUUUGCUCACCGGGGUAUUGGUGAUGGUGCUCUUCUGUUUUGGAACUCUGCCUGGAAUUGACCGCGGAUGGUAUUUUAGUUUGCAGUGGUCUUGUUGGUCAACUUGUUCAGGGUUCGUCGUCGCGAGUUUGGCAAUGAUUUUCUGGCGGCCGCAGACUGGAAUCUUCCUCGACCGCAUUUGCAUCAGCCAGAACAAUGAGCGCCUGAAGACGGAUGCCAUCCUCAGCCUAGCUGGUUUGCUGAAGCACUCCGAUAACAUGCUCAUUCUGUGGGACCCAACAUGGACACAGAGGUUGUGGUGCUUGUUUGAGCUGGCCGCAUUCCUCAAGAGCAAGAAGAAGACGUCAGGGCAGCACCUUAUUGUCAGGCCCAUCUUCAUGGGACCUCUUUCAACCUUAGCCUUCCUUACAUUCUUCGCCAUGGCAGUGCCGAUCACAACAGCACCGGUCAACAACAUAAGAUCGGUCGUCACACUCAUGGGGGCCAUUGCAUCAUCGUUUUGCGCGGUUGCGUUCCCGACUGCUAGCACUAUCCGAAGCUACUUUCGAGACCUGGACACUAUGAAGCUGCAGUUGUUGUCGAUUUCUGUUGAUUCUACAAGAAGUUCAUGCUGUGACCAGAAGCAUGUGACCCGUUCGGGCGGCCCUAUGAUCUGUGACCGCAAGAUCGUGAAAGAGUGCUUGAAGAUUUGGUUUGGCAGCGAGUCAUCGUUUGAGGACACGGUGCGCACGGAGGUUUUGGAUAUAUUGAACCGUGACCUCACCGAAAAGGUAUUCAGUACUCCAUGGGCUUUGGGUGUGACUUCUCCACUGAUUCUGGCUUUCAUGGACGUCUCCGCCAGCUGGACUCACGUCAAUAAUGAGUGGAAGGAGGAGAUGUGGUCUCAUCCUGCUAUUGCUCUUCUGCUCGAAGGUUUGGUGCUUUGGUUGUUGUUCGUCCCACCUACCAAGGAUCUUCUGAUACUUUUGCUCAGGCUUGCUCGGCGGAGACCCAGGAGUACUUGUCUUGAGCUUCUCAAGAACGCGAUGGUGUUGGGAACUGCAGCUGUCCCCGUGCUUUUAGUGAUCGUAGCUUAUGCCAUCACUCGUUUUGCUGACCUUGUUGUUUUCGACGCUGAGAAUGCCACUCUUCGCGCGGUGAGUUUUGGAUGCUGCACGCUGCUUAUAGCACUGUGCAACUUCCUGUUGCAACUUGGUCUGAAAGCACUGCUGCAACGGCCUGGAUGGUAG